UACUGCCAUAUGGCACUAUCAAAUAUGGCUGCCCCCUGGAUAGUAUGAUUGCGUUAAAAAUAUUUUUAUUGACCAUAAUUUGAUUUUAGAGAAUGUGUGUCGGAACAGUAGGCCGUUUAACUAAGAGAUAUAUAAAGCAUUUUCUUCAAGCAAGAUUUUAUAUAAGAAUCGAGUAUGUCUGAGAGGUGAGCCGGGGAGCAAUUAAUACAUUGGAUAAUGGUUUAUGGAAGAUCUUUUCUAAAUUUGGGCUAAGUUCACCUGUUUUUCUUUCAAAAUUACUGGCUUAAAAAGGACCCACAGUAUUCUAGCAACAAGUAACGUGACAUUUAUUCACAGGAGACUCAUACCUGCUUUAACAUGUUUGGAAAUUUGUUUGAGGAGGAGGAAGAUUUUUCUUUCAUAACUUCUAAUCCUAAAGAAGGAAACUGGCCAAAAUCAAAGAUGAAGAGAACUCAGCCACCACCUGUGAGAGGUCCCACCAAACUGAGUGGGAUCAAGAACCAAGGUGGCACCUGCUACCUGAAUUCAUUGCUGCAGACUCUGUUGUUUACUCCUGAAUUCCGAGAAGCCUUAUUUUCUCUUGGGACUGAUGAACUUGGUUCUCUGGCUGACGCUGACAAGAAAGGAGCAAAGGUUCGAGUUAUACCAUUACAGUUGCAGCGAUUGUUUGCUUAUCUUCUGUUAGUUGAUCAACAGACUGCUUCCACAGAAGACCUCACAGACAGCUUUGGAUGGAACAGCAGACAGGAGCGGAGCCAGCAUGACGUGCAGGAGCUGAACCGAAUCCUCUUCAGUGCAUUAGAGGCUUCACUAGCAGGGACAUCUGGUCACGAUCUUAUUAAUAAGUUGUACCAUGGAACAGUUGUCAACAAGAUUGUGUGCAAAGAGUGUGGAAAUGUCAGUGAGAGACAGGAAGAUUUUCUUGAUCUGACAGUUGCAGUCAAAGAUGUUUCUAGUCUGGAAGAAGCCCUCUGGAAUAUGUACGUGGAGGAAGAAUGUUUUGAUGCAGAUAACCUCUACAGAUGUGCGGCCUGCAACUGCCUGGUUAGGGCAGUAAAGUCAGCGAAGCUACGUAAACUUCCUCCUUUUCUUACUUUCUCAUUGCUACGCUUCAACUUUGAUUUUGUGAAAUGUGAACGGUAUAAAGAGAUUGGAAGUUACUCUUUUCCUAUGAAGAUGGAUCUGCGUCCCUUUUGUGAACAGGUUGACGUGGAUGAAACAGAAUACGAAUAUGAAUUAUUUUCUGUUAUUAUACACAAGGGAGGUUGUUAUGGAGGGCACUAUCAUGUUUAUAUCAAGGAUGUUGACAGACUAGGAACUUGGUACUCUCUGGAUGAAGAACUGAUGACAGAUUCUAGUGUGAAAGAUAAGAAAGAGUCCACAAAUCAGCCGGUUACAGACGGACCUUUGACAAAGUUAAUUGCCUUGAUGCCACAGGGGGGUUCUGAAGACAUUCUUGUUGACCAGUUGGGACAAAAGCUGCUAAAUGCUGAAGGAGUGUCUUGGAACAAGAAGUAUCGUAAGCAACAUGGACCUAUAAGAAAGUUCUUGCAGAACCAUCCAGAUAUUUUUACUGUAAGUACGGAUGGGAACAAUGUCCGCUUAAAGCCCACUGCUGAAACAAAACUGGAUGUCCAAAAUAUGAAAAGCAAAAAUCUUCAACAGAAUUCAAAAGAAACACUUGGGUCAUUGAAUAAUGCUUGUGAUGUACACUGGUUUGAUUUUAAUGACUCUACGGUGCAACCAAUAAAGGAGAAGGAAAUUGAGAAGCAGUUUGAGGGAAAAGAGAGUGCCUACAUGUUAUUCUACAGAAAAGCCAGCCUGCAGAGACCAUUUGAAGCACAAGAAAAUCCAAGAUAUAAAAUUCCUCCUCACCUUCUUGAAGAUACUGAAGCAAUCAAUGCUGAGAUCCUGAAGAAACGGGCAGAAUUUGAUACUGAAACCAAUAAUAUUGAUCUCCACCUGCAUGUGGGCUCUAAUUACAAAUUUGAAAAUGGUGCCUUGCAUCCAUUAUCUUCACGUCAGGAGAGCAUACUUGAUGUGACUGUGGAUAGAAGGAAGACCUUAGGUGACUUGAGGCAAAUGGUAUUUCAGCUAUUAGAGUUCUGGAAAGGGGACAUGGCUCUCACAGUUGCUCGGACUUUACCGGCAGGACUGCACCUCUACCAGACACUUAGUGGUGAAGAACAGUCCCUGUACAGCCUUGGAAUUGUAGAUAGAACAGAUCUAUUUGUAUGGAAUGGAAAAGAGGUUUGUGGAACCGAAAUACUAACUGGUAUAGACUGUGAACCAGUACUGCUUAAUAUACUCCAAGUUGCAAAAAAAGGGGACUGUGCUGAGCAGAGCAAAUCUCAGGAAACACAACAGGUCUUUCCUUGCAAUGCUGUGCUAAGCAGCAUACAGGAAAUGUUAGCUACCUCACUAGGAGUCAAGAAAGAACAACUAAGCAUAUGUACAGGAUCAGACUUUGAGGAGUCUGAAAACUGGUAUGAGUUUUCUGACAAAGACAUGCAGAAGACAAUCAAAGAACUUCGGCUGAAGAAUGGGGCUUGCAUCCUGGUUUCAGCCUGUAAUGGAAGCUCAAAGAAUGUGCCAAAUAACCCUAGGAGAAUACCUACCCAGUCAGAAUGUAGUUGGCUGCGUAUCCAGAAUUUCCUCACAGGGACUUACUCCAAUUCUGAUGUCAAAAGGGUUAAAAUUCAAGUAGCUUUGGACAUGCCGAUGUUUGACAUCAAAAGUAAAGCCAUUCAAGAGAUGCAGUUACAACAUGAACUAGUUCAUAAUACUUGCCUCAGACAAGUAGAUGAAAAUGACAGGCUUCACCCACCAGUGGGUGAAGAUGUGAGUAUGAGAGAGGCCAAAAUAAAAUCAGGAAGCACAUUAGGAUUGUGCAGUGGCAAAGCACCAACUGCCACUCAGCUUUUCCUGUAUUUUGCUGUCAGCUAUGAUAUUCAUGUAGGACCUGAAAUGGAGAUUGUGAUAGAAGAAACGGUUUCUGUAAAGGAGUGUUUAACUGUAAUGCUGAAGACUGCUGGAUUAGAAGGAACUGACUGGCAUUUGAUAAAAAUGGACUGGUGCUGUGAAGAUGGUGAUCCUUUACGUGACGAGGAUGCCACACUAAAGGAACUGAAUAUUUGCACAGGAGAUGUCAUUUUUAUCACAGAAGGUCGACUUCCUCCUAAGCUUCUGCAGGGUUUCCUUAAGAUUCAGAUUUGGAAGUACCAGCCUUUCAUUGAUUGUCUACAUCAGGACUACUUCCAGGACUCAAGAAACCAUAUCACCAGCCAGAUGACAGCCCUGAAUAUCACUCCUGCAGGGGAUGCUACAGUAAUGGCCAAAGAAGACUCCUUGCUCUAUUUUGCGGGUAUAGCAGAAAUCUCUGGAGAAGCAACUCUUGCUGAGCUGAAGACUCAGGUUAUGACCCUCCCAUCACUUCAGAACCUCUGUGUUCCUUCAGUAGAAUUCCUGAGAAUUUGGGUUUUAGAAGAUAAGCUUCCAGUCAUCAUUCUCCGCUGUCACUCUAAACAACUCAGCACAUUUAAACUGGGAAAUAAUGUAGAGGUUGGUAUCCAAGCUCUGCAGAAGGAGGAAGAUCUUAGCCUGAAUGACCUGUUGCUGAGAAUUCAGAUGCGGAUACCUGGUGAGAGAGAGUACUAUCCUGCAGAAGAAUUUGUAUGGGACAUCUCCAAAGAGUGCACAGCUUUGGCACUGAGACAGAAGAUUGCAGCAUAUUAUAAGGUUCCAGUGGAAAGCAUUGAAAUUGCUAAAUACCUUCCUGAGAAAUUUGAGUGGAUGCCUAUAACUAGCUGGACCCAGCAAGUUUCCAAACGCAAAAAAAGAAAAAAGCAAGAAGGCUUACAAGGUGCACCAUAUUAUCUGAAAGAUGGUGAUAUAAUUGGUGUUAAAAAUAUUCUAGAUGAUGACAGCAAGGACUUCAGUACAGUAAGAGAUGAUGCUGCCAAAGAAAAACUAUUACAGGACCUGAGAGGGAAACAGAAAAGUCAAGGUACAACUGACAUAAAAGAUGAAGAUCCAGCUAGUAAUGCUAAGACUGUAGCAAAAAAACGCAAGCCAGAGGUGGCACUGUGUAUUAAUGUUGAUGUUUUCAGAUAACGAUUGUGGAGAUCUAGUCUCAGGAGGAGACUGCUUGUGUUAUCCUGGGUAAAAAGGCCAGCCCCUGGAGAAUAGAAAAAAAAAAAAACGAAACCCUUCUCUAGCCCCAGCAAAAAGUGGAUUCCCAGAGAUUGGGAGAAGAGUAUGAAGCUCUGCCAGAUGAACUUUAAGAUAUGUUGCGUUAUCUUGUUAAGAAAAAGCAGAAUACUGUAUUUCCAGAAUUAUAAGGCUCAGUGGAGUAAAAUAGUGCACUUUUUAAAAUGACUUGGGAUGAGGAGUUUAGAUGUUGUAUUGUCUUGGAUUUGACUUCUUGAACACUAUUUAAUUGGUUAUAGCUUUGUUAAUUAUUUUUCCUUUUUAGAGAUACAAGCAAUAGGUACAUUGCUUAAUCUUGUCUGAAUUUUCUGACAUUUGAUAUAAAGUAAUUUUGUUUUGUUGUAAGUUGCGUUUUAAACAUGCAGAGAGAAAUUCCAUAGGACUUCAUUGUGAUUAAAAAAAGUCAGGAUACCUAAAAAGUGAUCAGUUUUGAUUUGAAACUAUUUUUAUUAUUUGUAGUUGAAUAUCUAUCAUUAAUGCCAACAGAAGCCUUUCUCUUUUUAAUCAUUCAGUACUUUGUACUGCACACCUGAUGACAUUCCAUCCAUGAUUGAGACAUCUUGUAUGGUUUCCAGUCUUUCAGGAGUAACUUGAGAUGACGGUUCAUCAUCUGACUUGAUCAGCUUCAUUAGUGCAAAAAGGUUAUGUCCAGUUGUUCCAUUUGGCAGUUUUUUGUUCACGUUUUCUGCACUGCCUUUUCAGGUGUUGGAAAUAAAUGCUUUUCAGUGAAACUAAUUUGACUUUAAAGGCCAUGCAGGCUGUAGUCCAUAGGCAGCCAAUGAAAAUUGUGAUGUGUAUCUGAUUUGUUUAAAUUUAAAUUGUCAAAUGCAAGAACCAGUGAUCAAAACAGCUGCCUUUAUUAAAAAAUCUACUUUUUCAAGAAGUA
Messenger RNA from Protopterus annectens (West African lungfish), 5095 nucleotides. It is a transcript of the gene USP40, whose product is annotated as ubiquitin specific peptidase 40. Gene Ontology annotation, cellular component: nucleus; cytosol. The transcript has 32 exons. Gene Ontology annotation, molecular function: cysteine-type endopeptidase activity; cysteine-type deubiquitinase activity. Lineage: Eukaryota; Metazoa; Chordata; Ceratodontiformes; Protopteridae. The coding region runs from base 358 to 4113 and encodes 1251 amino acids. The record is from RefSeq and is a predicted model, not a curated record. Gene Ontology annotation, biological process: protein deubiquitination.